UAUGAAUUUAGGCAAUGUCAUCUUCUACUUAAAAUUCAUCAAAUUUCAAAAUCUGCUUUUGAAAGACACACUAUAAGAAUGAAUUUUUGGAAAUUUUAGAUCUAUAAGAAGGUUUAAAAAUCUUCGAACACAUAUACUCUUUUGGAGUUUUUCUCUUUUGAGGAUUUAUUUGCAUCAUUGAUUUAACUAAUUCAAUGAUAUCCUUAUCAAUUUUUGUAUUAGGUAUACUAUAUUUUCCAAUAAUAUUAUUUUUAAGUUUGGUUUAUUAAUCAUUUCCAAAGGGAUUUUCUUUGAAUAAUCUAUAGAAAUAGAUGAAUAAAAUUACAAGUGGUAGAAGAGUGUGCCUAACUGAAAGAUAUUAGCUUGAGGUGAAAUGAGGUACUUAUUUGAUAAAUAUUCAGGAGGAAUAAAACCAAUAGAAUUGCCCUUUCUAAAAUAGAAUUAUUAAUUACAUAGGCAUUCCUUUAUAGCAUUAAGAGGUAGAGUAAGUAAAAUUAUUAAAUAUGAUUGAGUUAGAAUCUAUAGAAUAAUGAAUUUCAUCUAAAUUAAUAUUAUUGUGUAUUAUUUGAAGUUCUUGAAAAAUGUUUAAUACUAACAAUAAAUUAAUGUGAUACCUGUCAACAAUUGUUCUACAAUUUCAAUAAUAACAGCCA
Molecule: messenger RNA, 653 nt
Organism: Paramecium sonneborni
Lineage: Eukaryota; Ciliophora; Oligohymenophorea; Peniculida; Parameciidae
Source: the annotation of a GenBank genome assembly